Saccoglossus kowalevskii is the source of this 1847-nucleotide messenger RNA. Its product is annotated as neutral amino acid transporter 9-like. The record is from RefSeq and is a predicted model, not a curated record. Gene Ontology annotation, biological process: amino acid transmembrane transport. Gene Ontology annotation, molecular function: L-amino acid transmembrane transporter activity. NCBI's taxonomy places the organism in Eukaryota, Metazoa, Hemichordata, Enteropneusta, Harrimaniidae. Gene Ontology annotation, cellular component: lysosomal membrane.
CUGAAUAACAUGGCGAUCGGGGAAAGGUAGUUCCGAUCGAUGUACGGUGAUAUUUUCCCUGUCGAUUUAGUGUACGUGGUUCCGAGGACAUAUCAGCGUGGGACAGUAUACUGGCUAUGUAUAGCGGGUCAACGGAAGCAGAAAGGAAGCCAUUGCUUUCGAUUCAAGUAGAUUUGAACGAUGUAGCGGACGACUGUUCCCCCAGGAAUGACGAUGUCGCGAAUUCUAAUUUAUCACCAGCUGGACAUUCUGGUAAGAUAUUUACUAUUGGAAGCGUUGGUAGAUCUUCACUUUCAAGAGCUGGUAGUUAUAAUGAUGGCCAGCAAUCUUCACUUUCAAGAGCUGGUAGUUAUAAUAAUGGCCGGCAAUCCAGUUACACAGAUGAGAGGAAGUCCUCCAGGUCUUCGUCUCUUGCAACAGAUGAUUAUUCACGUACUAGGAAACCAUUUCACUACGUUCCGAGCAGUAGUUCAAUAAAUAGUUCUGAAAUUACAACUGAAGAGCAUCAGAGAGCAUCUGCAACUUAUAGUAGAUAUAAGUAUUACAGUAAAUUGUCACCACCACAAGAUGAUACCUUGGCAAUACCAGAUCACAUCGUACCACCGUCGUUCUUUUUGCUCUUGCCUGGAAGAGCAGCCAAGGGAAAACAAUCAAGUAUUGUUACAAUCUUUUCUGUCUGGAACACUAUGAUGGGAACGUCAUUACUCAGUAUGCCUUGGGCCAUUGGUGAGGCCGGUUUGAUAUUGGGUAUAGUUAUACUUAUUGUUAUGGCUGGUCUUACUUUAUACACAUGUUAUAGAGUUGUGUCUUCAGUUGCUGCUGUAGAACAAAAAGGAGAAGUUUUAGAAUUUUCUGACGUCUGUCAUCAUUAUCUUGGGAAAUGGGGAGAAUAUUGUAGUGUGUUUUUUUCUCUAUCGUCUCUAUUGGGUGCCAUGAUAGUAUACUGGGUUCUGCUUUCCAAUUUUCUCUACCAUAGUGUCAAAUUUAUUUAUGAUGAUGUAAACCAUGUAAAUAUGUCCAGCUCAGGUAAUGUCACUGAUGGAAUCUUGUGUCCUGGUCUUCCUCCGUACGUACCACCAACCCCCUCAACAAAUAUUACACUUAGUCUGACAACCCAGUCAUUACUGUCUUUAGAUACCAGUAGUAAUGCAGUGGAACACAAUUCAGAAGAUGUUUUUAAUAAAGUUUGGCAGCAGACUUUGACCAUACCCUUCUUUCUAUGUGUGUUGCUGUUCCCACUUUUAAAUUUUAAGUCUCCAACUUUCUUCACGAAGUUCAAUGCACUAGGUACUGUGUGCGUUAUUUACAUUUUAUCCUUUGUGACGGUGAAGGCAGCACACUGGGGAAUUAAUGUGAAAUUCACAUCACCAAACUCAAAAUUCUUUGUUCCAAAAGUGCGCGUAUUUUUUCCUGCUCUAACUGGAACACUAUCCCUGGCAUAUUUUAUACAUAAUUGCAUAUUGUCUAUAGUAAGAAAUCAGAAGAAACCUGAAAAUAAUGGUCGUGAUUUAUCAAUAUCAUAUAUACUGGUGGCUUUGACGUAUACAUGGGUUGGCGUAUUAUUUUAUAUUUCAUUUCCAAACAAAAAAGAGUGUAUUGAAGCGAAUCUACUUGAUAAUUUUCCAAGUAAUGACGUGAUGGCAUUUGUUGCUAGGAUAUGUCUUCUGAUUCAGAUGAUCACGGUCUUUCCUCUUCUAAUUUACAUAUUCCGGUUACAAUUUAUGCAUACACUGUUUGGUGCUGUGUACCCUGGGAUUAUUCAUGUCGGAGUUCUCAACAUCUGUGUACUGGCAAUUUGUGUCUUAUUUGCCAUUUUUCUUCCACAAAUUGGAACUAUUAUCAGGUAA